Peronospora farinosa is the source of this 591-nucleotide messenger RNA. Lineage: Eukaryota; Oomycota; Peronosporomycetes; Peronosporales; Peronosporaceae. The record is from the annotation of a GenBank genome assembly.
AUGAAGGUCUUCGGUUUCCUCGCUACUGCUGCUCUCGUCAUUGCCGCCGCUGCCGGACAGGAAGCGUCCGCUACCGCUGGUGCGCCUGCAAUGGCCGGGUCCCCUGCUACGCCAGCUACUGCUGGUUCACCAGCUUCUGCCGGUUCGCCAGCAAGCGCUGGUUCGCCAGCUGCCGCUUCAGACAGCACCCCUUCUUCUGGUGCCGAGACCCCUGCUGGCGGUGAAACGCCGUCUACUGAUGAUGACAAGAAGACGGCGUCUGGCGCGUCGGGCGAAUCCCCUUCCACCCCACCCACCUCUACCCCUUCUGAUGAUGCCAAGGCUCCUGGUAUGGAAAUGAACGCCGGAUCGAAGCCGUCUGACACGACUGAGACUGAGACUCCGGCUUCCCCUGCAACGGACUCUCCCAUGACCAGCACGGACACGGGCGGAAGCCAGCCGGGAACACCUUCGUCGACGGACACUUCUACGCCUUCCAGCGCUGGACCGAAAGAUGAUAAGCCAAAGGAUGAUGAAAAGUCUGGUGCCGCUUCGGUGGCAGCUGGUAGCGUUGCUGCUAUGACUGCCGUUGUUGUCACUUAUUUCUUGUAA